Molecule: messenger RNA, 1050 nt
Organism: Megalopta genalis
Lineage: Eukaryota; Metazoa; Arthropoda; Insecta; Hymenoptera; Halictidae
Gene: Rpb5
Product: DNA-directed RNA polymerases I, II, and III subunit Rpb5
Biological process (GO): transcription by RNA polymerase II; tRNA transcription by RNA polymerase III; transcription elongation by RNA polymerase I
Cellular component (GO): RNA polymerase II, core complex; RNA polymerase III complex; RNA polymerase I complex
Molecular function (GO): DNA binding
Source: RefSeq, a predicted model, not a curated record
UAUCAACCAAAACUCGCGGGCCGUAAGAAUCUUUAGAACUUUCCCCCACUUUUCUAUGUGGAAAGGAAAGAGAAAAAGAUCGGGAGUAAACAAGAAUAAUAAUUAGAAUAAUAAUUAUUUAAAUAAAACUAAGAAGUAAACAAAAAUAAUAAUUAGUUACAUGCAAGAUUAAGUAUUAUUCAGUAGAGAAAUGGAUGACGAAGCUGAAACGUAUAAAUUAUGGCGAAUAAGAAAGACUGUGAUGCAGUUAUGUCAUGAUCGAGGUUAUCUCGUUACUCAGGACGAAUUGGAUCAAACUUUGGAACAAUUUAAGGAACAGUUCGGCGAUAAACCAAGCGAAAAAAGACCGGCACGCAGUGAUUUAAUUGUUUUGGUAGCUCACAAUGACGAUCCUACGGAUCAGCUCUUUGUAUUCUUUCCAGAUGAACCCAAGAUUGGAAUCAAAACAAUUAAAACGUAUUGUCAGAGAAUGCAGGAAGAGAAGAUUCACAGGGCUAUUAUUGUCGUUCAACAAGGUAUGACACCAUCCGCGAAACAGUCUUUGGUAGACAUGGCUCCGAAAUAUAUAUUGGAACAAUUCUUGGAAUCAGAGUUAUUAAUUAACAUCACAGAACAUGAAUUAGUACCUGAACACAUUGUACUUACACCGGAUGAAAAGGAAGAACUACUUACUAGGUACAAGUUGAAAGAAAAUCAGCUGAUGCGUAUACAAGCUGGUGAUCCUGUUGCUCGUUAUUUUGGCUUAAAACGUGGACAAGUUGUAAAAAUUAUCAGGCCAUCCGAAACUGCUGGAAGAUACAUCUCUUACAGACUUGUAUGUUAAAUAAACAAGUUUUAUAUGCAACAACUAUGUCAUACAUGUGUAUUGCCUUGAGAUGAAAGUACCUAUAUGUAUCAUAUAAUUUCCAUAAGUAUAAUGUAAGACCAACAGAUGUACAAAAUAUAUAAAAGCUAUUCUGUAAAUUAACGAAUUACAAACGUAUUUAUAGGUAGUAUUUAAUCGUACUGUAAUUUAUUGAAUUGUUACACAAUAAAUAGUUUUUACUUUGA